AUGCUGAGGGCUAGGCUAGCCAACCUUGCCAAGCUAGCAAGUGAGGCCACAUGUUGCACAUGUGGGCCAGGCUGGAACAACAGCCCACAUGACAGCAUAUGGCACACCAUAGAGGCCAGCAAGUCCAACCGGGGCCCACUCACAGACCGCAUCUGGAUGCCAGCAGCGGCCAUCACUAGCACUUCCCCAUUCCCCUUCCUCUCCCACACAACUCCUGCCCCAAACCCCUCCCCUCUCCCCCAUUGCUCUUGCCUCCCCUCUCUCUCCUUGCCCACAUGGCCUAGACCUCAAGUGCAUGGCAGCAGCGGGCGGACCCCACCAGUUGCUUCCCCAGCACUUCUCUUGUCCCCUCCCCCCAUUCCUCUCUCCAGCACUUCUCUUGUCCCCUCCCCCCAUUCCUCUCUCCAGCACUUCUCUUGUCCCCUCCCCCCAUUCCUCUCUCCAGCACUUCUCUUGUCCCCUCCCCCCAUUCCUCUCUCCAGCACUUCUCUUGUCCCCUCCCCCCAUUCCUCUCUCCAGCACUUCUUUGCACUCCUCCUCUGCUCUCGCUCCCUAACCCCUUUGCUCUUGCCUCCUCAACUCCUUGCCCACACAGCGCAGACCUCAAGUGCAUGGCAGCAGCAGCGGCCCUCACCAGCACGUUCCCAUCUUCUUUGCACUCCUCCUCUGCUCUGCUUUCCCACUUUUGAGGCGCCUCAAAAAGCGGCCCUCACAAGCACACCUCAAGUCAAUGGCAGCAGCGGCCCUCACCAGUUGCCACCUGCACCACCCGCACCUGCCUGCCUCUUUGCCUGCCUCCCAUACCCCAUGCCUUCUGUCCCUUCUCUCCCCCCCGCUCUUUGCCACCUCAAGUCCAUGGCAGCAGCGGCCCUCACCAGUUGCCACCUGCACCACCCGCCCUCCUCUGCUUCCCAUUCUCCACGCAUUCUCUGCCUGGGGCUAGGAGGGGGCAGUCUGCCCCUCUUCCUCGCUCACGCUCUGCCCUCCGCCCACGUUGAUGCAGUGGAGAUCGAUCCAGCAGUCAUAGCGGCAGCCAUGCGGCACAUGGGCUUCCCAGAAUGGGCCAUGCGAACCAAGACAAAACCAUUUUCUGGAUCAAAAGCAGAGGGAGAGACAGAGGCCCUAGCACUGGGUGGAAUGCCGCUACCAGAGGACCAAGCAGCUGCCGCAGCAGCAGCAGAGCGGGUAUUAUGGCAGGGUUUGUACGGAAGGGUGGCAGUUUAUAACGAGGAUGCAGUGAGCUUCGUUUUGAGGGCUGCAGAGAGGAUUGGGAGAGGAGGGGGGGAUGGGGAGAGUGGUAGGCGGGGGGAGGGGGAGAGAGCAGAUGCAGGAGAUAGGGAGGAGCAACAGGAGCCGUACGAUCUGGUGCUGGUGGAUGUGUUUGACGGCUCAGAUGAGACCCCGCCGGAGCUGCUGGAUAGGAACAGCCCGUUCUUGAGAGUCUUGACUCAGGUGGUUCAUCCGAAGCACGGCACAGUGGUGAUGAAUGUGCAUGCAGACGUGCCACCGCCAUCCCUGUGGGAGCGGGUGACGGGUCGAUUUGGGGACGGAUGGGCGGAUGAGAGUACGCAAAGAGGGAGAAGGAUCCAUAAAAUUUGCCGAGCCUACAGCUCCUCCCUGCUUCACCCAGCCGAAACCCACACAGCCCGGCAGAGUGGCAUAGGCUUCACAACAACAACCCCCUCCCAGGGCAAUAUGACCCUGGUAGUGCAGCGCGGGGUGGUGCUGGAGGGAGGUGGUGGGAACAGACAGGCAGAGCUAGAAGGGCGGUUGAAGGAGGGAGCAGCAGCGGUGGAGGAGGAGGGGGCUGUACCCUUUACAGUGGCACCCAGGGUUGUUAGAGGGCUCAAG
This is a messenger RNA of Closterium sp. NIES-65, 1851 nucleotides long. Lineage: Eukaryota; Viridiplantae; Streptophyta; Zygnematophyceae; Desmidiales; Closteriaceae. The record is from the annotation of a GenBank genome assembly.